Messenger RNA from Penaeus indicus, 4361 nucleotides. It is a transcript of the gene Mitf, whose product is annotated as transcription factor EC-like. Bases 1 to 1443 code for a protein of 480 amino acids. The record is from RefSeq and is a predicted model, not a curated record. Gene Ontology annotation, cellular component: nucleus. The transcript has 10 exons. Lineage: Eukaryota; Metazoa; Arthropoda; Malacostraca; Decapoda; Penaeidae. Gene Ontology annotation, molecular function: protein dimerization activity; DNA-binding transcription factor activity, RNA polymerase II-specific; RNA polymerase II cis-regulatory region sequence-specific DNA binding. Gene Ontology annotation, biological process: regulation of transcription by RNA polymerase II.
AUGCAUCCCGGGGCGUCUGCUGGCUCUCGCGCACAAUCAAGUGACCAAAGUCUUAAUCGCAGUUCGGUAUCGGCGCCGGACGGAGCUGUCGCCGGAGAUCUGUGGCUCUGUCAGAUGGGUUGCAGUUAUGUCAGGUCGGGAAUUAUGGCUAUUGCAAAGUUGGUGAUGGUGCAGACGAGGCUGGAGAACCCGACCUUCUACCACGUCCUUCAGUCGCAGCGUCGGCAGGUGCUCCAGUUCCUGUCGGGCAGCGGCUCCCCUGGGGACGCUUCGGGCUCCGGACCCCCACACCCCCACCAUCCCCCCGCCUGGCCCCACUCCGACCCCGGCGUGGCCAUGAAGCCCACUCAUCCCGGUGCGCCCAAUGCGAGCACGAGUGGCGCGGGCGGCAGCAGCAGCAGCGUGGGCGGCGCCGUGGCCGUGUCGGCGCCCCGAGUGCUGGCGCGCGGCCCUUGCUCCCCGGAGGCGGCCUCUACCUCCCGCACGGCCGCCUCCACGCCCGCGCCCUCCACCGCCCCCGCCUCCGUCGUCUCCUCCGUCAUCUCGUCGUCAGCCGCCUCGCUCUCCGAUGCCUCUGAGGUGGAAGAUGUGAUUGACGAGAUCUUGAACCUGGAGGAGGGCCUGGACGCCUCCGACAACCUCAAGGCCUACGAUCAAGUCAAUAACAUGCCGUCUUCGAUGAACACCGUGCCCGGGUCCAUCUGCGACCUGCUGGGCCUCAACGGGUACAUGGGCAAGACGCCCAACUCCUGCCCGCCUGACCUGCCCCAAGUCAAGAACGAGACCACGCCCAUCAACGACCAGCAGAUGGUGGCGUAUAUGAAGGACAGGCAGAAGAAAGAUAACCAUAAUAUGAUUGAGCGAAGAAGACGAUUCAACAUAAAUGACAGAAUAAAGGAACUCGCCACACUCCUUCCCAAAAGCAACGAACCAUACUUCGAGCUGGUUCGUGAUCUGCGCCACAACAAGGGACAGAUCCUGAAGGCUUCAGUCGACUACAUCAAGAGGCUGAAACUGGACACAGAGUACAACAAGGAGGUGGAGCUGAAGCGAAGAGCCUUAGAGCAACAAAACCGCCAGUUGCUCUUGCGGAUACAGGAACUGGAAUCCAAACUUCGUUCAAAUGGAAUCAAAGUGGAAGAGACCAACAUUGACCAGAGUUUGCUGCUGUCUACAAUUAUUAAGUCAGAGGUGGUAAAUAACACAGGGGAACAAAAUGAAAUGAAGAAGGUGAGGUGUAACUACAAUCUCCCUGGAUCCCUGCUUGACGAACUUUUAGACGACUUCACUUCAGCAGGCUUUAAUCUGGACCUCAUGGAUGACGACGGGCCAGCAUUUACAAGUGACCCGGUGUUCUCUUCGCCUCAGGUCUCAUCUCCGAAUUCCUCUCAUCAUUCGUUUGAUGAUGCUCUCACUCCAGACUCCAUGGACAUUGUUGCGUGAUCGUGUGCUUUAAGAGCAGUGAAAAACAUGCAUAUCUCUCAUUAAAACAUGAAUUUGUUUUAAGCCAGCUUAGAAUAUACAAGGAAAAAAAAUUAGUACUGUUUGAAGUCACAUAUUUCUUACAUUAUGUUCAGCGCUGUAAUCAUUAAACAUAACCAUUAAUGUAUUCAAUUUUGAUGUAGAUAAAACACACACACACAUGCACACUCACACAUGUACACACACACACACACAAAAUAAACUUCUUUCAGUAACUCUCUGUUUCUCCCAAUUCUGCUCUUUUGAAAUCUGCGAUAAGUUUGUUAAUUGUAUUGUUAUCUUUUAAAAAUGUUGUACCUCAAAGGUUCAUAGAGAUGUAAAAUUUUGUUGAAAUCCUGUAAUUGUUGAUCUAAAUUUGUACAGUACCAAAAAAACUACCGAACCUUCAACUCCCCGGCUAAAUGGCUGGUUAAGCUACAGAGGCUUUUGUAUGACCUUUUUCUAAGACAUUUCUCAGUCUGUAUUGAUUGGUAAAUUCCGAUGUUUAGAUCAAAAAAGAUUAUUCAGUUCUUUUAAGAAGUAUUGGUGUACUUAUCGAAAUUGCUGUGUACCUCUUAGAAGAAUGUAACUGAUAGGUACCUGAUACUGAAUCCAUAUUACAGUAUAUUUUUUGCUAGUAGUCCACAUAAUUUAAUAAAUAUGAUAAGGAGAAUUACUAACUAUUUUUACUUACAUGAAACAUUUAUAGGUUUUAUUUUACCUCGUUGCUAGAGUGUACAGUUUGUUCCUCUGGCAGUUUCAAAGAUUUGAUAAAGCAGUCAGCAGGAGCACUUAACAAUGAUCUUAUUUAGCACUUUAAACAUGAUUUUCACUUGCACCUUAAUUAUUUUUCUCAACAACUUUGAGAACAGUUUUUUUCUAUGUUGCUGGCUACAUUGAGAGUUGCCAUAAAACAUCAAUUUAUUUGUAAAUAGUUCUGUAAAUUUAUUUACUCUUACAUUUAAAAAAGAGAUGAAAUCAAAUAUUUUUCAUGCUUUUUUAAAAGAUUUUCCAAAAUCGCUAGUAUUUAUUUUGAAAUUUCUUUCAGAUGCAUAAUUUGUUAUAGUCGCGGUAAAGAUAUAUUUGACAUGGAAAAGAUCAUAAUUUACAAACAAGAUUUGAGUGUUUGUUACUUGUACAUAAAAUUUAAGCAGUGACACACUUUACAUGUAAGCCUAACAAUGCUUGGAACAUUAGUUUUGUCUUGGGCAUAAUUUUACAUUUAGGAAGGUGAAAUGCACUAUGAAUUUCUGAAAAUGAUGUAUGGUUACAUAUGUGAAACAAUGAAUUGUUCAUAUUCUUCUUUCAUACACUGUUGCAAAGGUAAAAUUGUAUAGAACUUAUUGUUAAAACUGUGAUUUAUGAACUGUUAGAAGAGCAAAGGUCGGGCCAGAACUUUACAGUGUUCCUGUUGUUUGAACCCUGACAUUUUUAUCUUUUCUUUUUAUCUCUUUUUUUUUCUUCUUUUUUUCUGUUAGCACAUUGUUAGUCUGUAUGUGCUCAGGAGUGCAUGGAUAUUAGUGAGAGUAUUAGAGUGCAUGGUACUGUAUGUGAUUUGUGCAUUAAAGAUUCAUCUCUGAUUCUUACAAUAUGCUUAUUUAAAGGUGUACAUAGUUUACAUGAUCCUUAGUUAUAAUUUGAAUACUUUUUUAUGUAGUCAUAUCAUUUUUUUUUUCUUCUUUUCUUUUCCUUUUUUCAUGUAUUUUUUUUCUCUCUCUUUUUCUAUUAUGAUGAGACAUAGGAUGUAAAAGCAUCAAUUUUAUAUAAACUGUAUGCAGUGUUUCCUGAAGAUUUUUAACCAGUAGUUGCUUUUACAUCGUUUAUCUCAAAAACUAUUUAAUUUUAAGUGUAGCGUUCUUUAUUGCCACGACAGUUAUAGUGGCAGAAAGUAUAGAAUUUAACCAGCAAAGGGACGUCACUAACAUAGGAUUUGGAUGACAAAUAAAAAGGGUUGGCAGAAAGAAAUGAUAAAAAUUGUAACACAGAUCUUAGUACAUUUGAUCCUCUGAACUACUGGGGACACAUUGGAUCUGUGGUUUGAUAAUUUCUCUUCAGAAAGUUUUCAAGGCAAAUGUUUUUGUCUCUAGACCAAUAAGAAUUGGAUUCCUUUUUUCUUAUCAUAAAGGUCCUAAUUGUUAUUGGAUAUGUUAUAUAUACAGUAUAUAUAUAUAUAUACCGGUUAUUUCCCCCCCAUAAUUUACAGAAAAGUACAGUUCCCAGCCCUUUUAAUUUUGCUUUUAACUUUUGAUGCUUUGAUACCAGCAGAUCAAACAUUUAAUAGAGGCAGUGCCCUCACAGGAAGUCCUUGUAACUAAUGAUAAGACUGUGAAGACUCACACUAGUGCAAAACCAAGCAUGCUGUAGUCAUUAUUGGUCAAAGAUCUAAUAUUAUUUAAGAAAAUUAUGUAGUGAACCUUGGAAUAUGGAAAAGAGAAGCCUAUUGUUUAUGUGAUAUAUAUAUGUAUAUAUAUUUUUCUUUCUUUCUUUAUGAGUACUACGUAUCUAAACCAGCCUUGCCUUAUUUCCUGUGUAUGGUUACAUCAUCAUGCACCGGACUUUAUUCAUUUCAAAGUAAUGAAAUAUUCCACAUGGGUUCUAAAAGGGAGAACAAAGGAGUAAUCAUUCAAGUACUAGUACCACAGACUGAAGGGAAAAGAGGAUACAAUAAUUUGAUAUGUAAUACAGACUAGAGCUCUAUGUCUGGAUAUCACGCCAGUAUUGUCUCUUUUGGAUAGAGUGAGUUGUGAUAUCUCAAUUGGUCUAGUUCCGUUUUUAUGGUGUAAUAUCUUGUUUUUAUAUGUCAAUUAGUGGUGUUACCACAGCCUGAUGUUGUUAUGCUGAAGUGGUGUAGUCAGCACCCAUCAUAAGAAAAGACAAAUGGAAUAAAUUGUAUAUUUGAA